This is a messenger RNA of Lotus japonicus, 1680 nucleotides long. RefSeq names its product probably inactive leucine-rich repeat receptor-like protein kinase IMK2. Gene Ontology annotation, molecular function: protein binding. The record is from RefSeq and is a predicted model, not a curated record. The transcript has a single exon. Lineage: Eukaryota; Viridiplantae; Streptophyta; Magnoliopsida; Fabales; Fabaceae. The coding region runs from base 344 to 1531 and encodes 395 amino acids.
AAACCAACCAGUGAGCAAUUAAAACAACAAAGAGUGUAACACUGUGGUGGUGGUGGUUUGUGGCGGUGAUUGCAUUGCACCUUGUGAUAGAAGCCAAAAUCAUAAAAAAGCAAAAAGCAAAAACCACAUCAUCGAUUCAGUAACAAUUUGCUUCACCUCAAAGCCUAAUUAAACCAUCCAGCUAUACAGUUAGUUGAAUCAUUUCAUGAUCCUUAUUUUCUGAUACUUCAGUGCCGCCAUUAAACGUUCUCACGAGAAAGCAAAAAGAAAAAGAAAAACCGCCACAACCAUGUUACUAUAAAGCCCAGCAAAGCGUUGUUUCCUUCUUCUUCAAGUUCCUAGAAUGGACAUUGCUUCUUCUUCCUGUUAUUCUCUGCUUUUCCUCUGUUUCCUUCAUCAAUCUGCACAAGCCUUAUUGGACCCCACCGAUUUCUUGGCCCUUCAAUCCAUUCGCAAGGCGCUUCACGAUGUACCAGGUUCCAGUUUCUUCUCUUCUUGGGACUUCACUGCUGAUCCUUGCAACUUCCCCGGCGUUCUCUGUGAUUCUGAUAAGGUCAUCGCACUCAGCCUCGGCGAACCGCGAGCUGGUUCGCCGGGUCUCACCGGGAAACUAGACAAUGCUGUCGGAAAGUUGUCUUCCCUCGCUGAAUUCACUGUUGUUCCCGGCAGGAUUUAUGGUCAUCUUCCACAGUCUCUCUCCCAGCUGAAGAAUCUACGGUUUCUUGGCGUCAGCCGGAAUUUCAUCUCCGGUGAGAUUCCGGCUGGGUUAGGCCAGCUCCGAAGCCUUAGAACAAUCGAUCUCAGCUACAACCAGCUCGCCGGAGCUAUUCCUCGGUCGAUCGGAGCCUUGUCGGAGCUGACCAACUUGGCACUCAGCCACAAUCACCUCUCCGGUUCGGUUCCCUCAUUCUGCUUGGCUCAGUCAUUAACCCGGCUCGACCUCAAGCACAACAUGUUGUCCGGUUCGCUUGCGCCCGAUUCUCUUCCUCCUUCCCUCCAAUACCUCUCACUUUCCUGGAACCGGUUCACUGGACCGGUGGACCGAGUGCUUACCCGACUCAAUAACCUCAACUAUUUGGACCUCAGCUUGAACUGGUUCACCGGCCCAAUUCCUGCUCAGCUCUUCUCUUUCCCACUAACAAGCCUUCAUUUAGAAAGGAAUCAAUUCACCGGUUCGGUCCAACCGUUGAACGAGGUAACGAUCCAGACCGUUGAUUUGAGCUAUAACCAGUUCUCGGGUGAAAUAUCCCCCAUGCUAGCUAGCGUGCAACACCUUUACCUAAACAACAACAAGUUCAUUGGUCAAGUUCCGGGUAGCUUCGUAGAGCGGUUAAUGACAGCAAGUAUUCAAAUAUUAUAUCUGCAACACAAUUACCUCACUGGAAUUGCGAUAAGCCCGACGGCAGAGAUUCCAAUGAGCAGCACCCUGUGUUUGCAGUAUAAUUGUAUGGUGCCGCCGCCACAGAUGACAUGCCCCGUCAAAGCGGGUAACCAGAAAAUCAGGCCGGCCCAGCAAUGCCACAACCAUUGAAGCCUCGUUUCAUACAUAUAUCACACAAUUUUAUCACCAUAUGUUAAAACUAUAUAUUAUAGAGCUUUUGUUUUCUUUCUUGUGUAUUCAAUUAUUCUUUUAGACUUUUUGACCCGUUAUCACUAUAAAUAUUAUUAUCGAUUAUUUAA